Messenger RNA from Eutrema salsugineum, 818 nucleotides. Its product is annotated as kunitz trypsin inhibitor 1. Gene Ontology annotation, molecular function: endopeptidase inhibitor activity. NCBI's taxonomy places the organism in Eukaryota, Viridiplantae, Streptophyta, Magnoliopsida, Brassicales, Brassicaceae. The coding region runs from base 101 to 709 and encodes 202 amino acids. The transcript has a single exon. The record is from RefSeq and is a predicted model, not a curated record.
ACUAGUGUGUUUGUUUAUAAAUAAGUAUUACAUCAACAGAUCAAACUCAUCUCUUCUUCAUCCAACAAACAUUCGAAUAAUCACAAAAACUACCAAAACCAUGAAUCAUACGUUUUACUUCGUUCUUGCCUUAACCGCGGUUUUGGCCGCAAACGCAUAUGGUGCGGUUCUCGACAUCGACGGCGACUCCAUGUUCGACGGCAGUUACUACGUUCUCCCCGUCAUCCGCGGCCAAGGUGGCGGCCUGAGUCUAGGCGGACGCGGUGGCCAGCCAUGUCCUCUCGACAUCGUGCAAGAAUCUUCCGAGGUCGAUGACGGUAUCCCGGUAAAAUUCUCAAACUGGAGUCUCAAAGUUGCGUUCGUUCCCGAAUCAGCGAGGCUUAACAUCGAGACGGACGUUGCAGCCACGAUCUGCAUCCAGUCAACGUACUGGCGAGUCGGUGAGUUCGACGACGAGAGGAAGCAGUACUUCGUGGUGGCUGGUCCACAAGAUUCUUUCAAGAGUUUCUUCACGAUCGAGAAAUCUGGAGAUGAUGCUUACAAGUUUAGGUUCUGCCCUCGGACUUGCGAAUCUGGCGGUCCAAAAUGCAGCGAUGUCGGGAUAUUCGUUGAUGAAACCGGCGUUAGGCGUUUGGCUUUAAGCGAUGAACCGUUCUUGGUUAUGUUCAAGAAAGCUAAUGUGACUGAGAUUCCUUCCAAGACUAUGUAAGAGGACAAGACUCUUAUUAGUCUUCGCUUUGAUUUAUGAUAAAACCUCUCGGUGUGUUUUCUCUGUAUUCCCUAUAAAUUACAUAUCGAAUAAAAAGACCUCUUCUCUG